AUGUCAAAUUUCGAGCAAUUUUAUUCAGACUUUUACCAGUCCAAUUACACUAUAGAUAAUCAAGAAGAAGGUUACAGCAUUUACGGGUCUAAUGAAAAUCUUUAUGGAAGUGAAAAGAGCCCUCUACGAGACCAACCACAAGCUGAUACCUUCAUCCCUUCAGAAAUGCAUUUAUCUUCACAGAGUUAUUAUACGGGCCAGAUUUUGCAGCCCACAUACAGUCCCAACACUCUCUCGUACAUUGGUUAUGGUGACAGUUUUGAUGACGAACCUCCAUUGCUGGAAGAACUUGGGAUCAAUUUUGAUCACAUAUGGCAAAAGACAUUAACUGUGCUCAACCCAAUGAAGCCUGCAGAUGGCAGCAUUAUGAAUGAGACAGACCUCACUGGACCUAUAGUUUUCUGUCUGGCCCUUGGAGCAACGUUGCUGAUGGCAGGAAAAGUUCACUUUAGCUACGUGUAUGGCAUGAGUGCCAUUGGAUGCCUUGCCAUGUACACGCUCCUCAACCUGAUGAGCAUCACAGGAGUCUCACACGGUUGCGUUGCAAGUGUUCUGGGCUACUGCCUGCUGCCCAUAGUGAUCCUGUCUGGCUCUGCCGUCGUCUUCUCAUUACAGGGAACACUGGGAACRUUGUUAGCUCUGCUUGUUGUUGGAUGGUGCAGUCUGUCAGCCUCCAAAAUCUUUACCUCUGCAUUGGCUAUGGAAGGACAGCAGCUUCUUAUUGCAUACCCAUGUGCUUUACUUUAUGGACUUUUUGCACUUCUAACGGUUUUCUGA
Messenger RNA from Nothoprocta perdicaria, 777 nucleotides. RefSeq names its product Yip1 domain family member 7 (gene YIPF7). Bases 1 to 777 code for a protein of 258 amino acids. The record is from RefSeq and is a predicted model, not a curated record. Lineage: Eukaryota; Metazoa; Chordata; Aves; Tinamiformes; Tinamidae. The transcript is spliced from 5 exons. Gene Ontology annotation, biological process: vesicle fusion with Golgi apparatus; endoplasmic reticulum to Golgi vesicle-mediated transport. Gene Ontology annotation, cellular component: trans-Golgi network.